AACAAAUUUAAAAACAUUCAAAAUGAACUUUUUAGAUUAUAUUCACUUUAAAUUUAAAAUUUGUACUCGAAUUCUCAUUUAAGAAAAUUUCACCGUAAAAUAAUUUUAAAAUUGUAUUUACAGCUCUAAAUACUGAAAAUUAUCUAAUUCAAAAAUGUGGUUUUUUGGAAGCAAAAAAGCAAGUAGUAGUAGUAGCUCGUUUUCAUGGUCUUCUACGGCAGAGGAAGUUACCCAUGGAGUAAACGGUACCGGCCUCACCGCCAUUGUUACAGGAGCAUCAAGUGGAAUGGGUGCUGAAGUAACACGAGUUCUUGCGUUGCGUGGUGUUGAAGUUAUCAUGGCGGAUAUAAAUAUUGUUGCAGGAAAUUUAAUUAGGGCUAAAAUUCUUGAUGAAAUUCCAUCUGCUAACCUUCAUUUAAUGGAGUUGGAUUUGAGUUCAAUGGCUUCUGUUAAAAACUUUGCAUCGAAUUACAAGUCCUCUCAUCUUUUCCUCAACAUUCUAAUUAACAAUGCAGGUGUGCUUUCCCCUCCAUUUAUUCUCUCUAAAGACAACAUAGAAAUGCAUUUUGCCACAAAUUACUUGGGUCAUUUUCUUCUAACACAUCUAUUAUUAGACACAAUGAAAAACACGGCAUUACAAAGUGGUAAAGAGGGGAGGAUUGUGAAUGUAACAUCGUCAGCUCAUAAAUACACACCUCGUGAAGGAAUUUCUUUUGAUAAACUUAGAAAUCCAUCCGGGUACUCUAAAUAUUCCAGAUUUUCUGCGUAUUGUCAAUCUAAGCUCGCUAUUAUUUUGCAUGCUAAUGAGCUUGCAAAACAGCUUAAGAAUGAUGGGAUUGAAAUUAUUGCCAACUCUGUUGAUCCUGGAUUUGUAAAGAAUACAAACAUCAUCAAGCUUAAUAUUUUUCUUGAUGCUCUUGGUAUAAUUCUCAAACCCUACAUCAAAGAACUACCACAAGGAGCAGCAACAACAUGUUAUGUAGCUUUAAAUCCAGAAGUGAAGGGCAUAAGCGGAAAAUAUUUCAGUAACUCUAAUUUAGCUAAACCUUCUAAGCAAACACAAGAUGUCGUUUUGGCACAAAAAUUGUGGGAUUAUACCAUGGAUUUGAUCACUAAUCACGCUCAUUAA
Amaranthus tricolor (Joseph's coat) is the source of this 1129-nucleotide messenger RNA. RefSeq names its product short-chain dehydrogenase TIC 32, chloroplastic-like. The transcript is spliced from 8 exons. The record is from RefSeq and is a predicted model, not a curated record. Bases 155 to 1129 code for a protein of 324 amino acids. NCBI's taxonomy places the organism in Eukaryota, Viridiplantae, Streptophyta, Magnoliopsida, Caryophyllales, Amaranthaceae.